Messenger RNA from Toxoplasma gondii ME49, 2470 nucleotides. RefSeq lists its product as hypothetical. The transcript has a single exon. The coding region runs from base 352 to 1962 and encodes 536 amino acids. The record is from RefSeq and is a predicted model, not a curated record. Lineage: Eukaryota; Apicomplexa; Conoidasida; Eucoccidiorida; Sarcocystidae.
CCACCUGUGCAGUCAAGUUGUUACUCGGUUAUCAAAUAAGCUGAGGCAUUAGCAUCCUUGGACACGGCAUACCGAUCCCCUCUUGUGCAGAUCAAAAACGUUUCCUGGACGAUGUUAUCGCUCGAUUAAAAUGCAUGUUUGCCCCGUGUGUGUGGUCGGGGUUCCAUUUUUCUUCUUUGUGUGCAGCUGCAGUGCGAUCCGCCGCUGUCUUUGCUGGCACUUCAUACGGACAUUCCUGGAGGUUCCCCGGCAGCAAACCCUUUUUCGUCUCGACGCAGGUCUAAAUCGCCUACGGAACAAUCGAGAAAACAUUCUCACGAGUCGUGUGAUGGCGACCACGCAUUUUCCCGCAUGCAUCGCCGAGCCAUACCGACGAAAAACUCCACAGAUUUGUCUGCCUUUCCCGGAGGCGCCUACGAGCCUUCCUCGACAUCUGCGUGUCAGUGGCGUUGCUCUUGGGAAGAAGCUUCGCGAGCGGCGAUUCCAUGGUUUCUCAAGCAGCACAGUGUGCCGAGUUUCCGAUCGUUUCUGGCUGAACCUGAAUCUGACCGCGAGCGGACUUUGAGGAACCCUCCUGUCGACGGCUCCCGACUCACCGAAAACGUGGUACCCGGGGAGGGCGUUUCCUGGGUCGACGAGACAAUCGACGAAAGCAGCUUUUUCGAGUGUCGUCCGGCCGCGCGAAAACCCCCAAAGAGCGCCGCUUCUUCCUCAGAAAUUCUUUCCCGUCUCGGACCUUUGUCCGGCUCAAGAGAGGCCGAAAAUGCGCUGCAGCCCUGCAGCGACGGAACGAGCAGCAGCGACUAUGUGGAGAUUCUCCGGGGCCUCUUUGACAGCAGCAGCCUAACGCAGGGAGCGUACACGUCUCACGACAUGAGGGCAAAGCACGGUGGUUUUACUCGAACGCGAAACUCUUCCCAACUCCUUCACCAGUACAUAUCCUUCAGGCCGAAUGCCGAGGACCUCCUGAACCCCGCGAGUGUCUCGUGUGUGUCUUCGUCGGGAGCCGCGAGUCUGUCGGACCGUGUGUCUGACGACUUGUUUUUCGAUUUCCCGGACAAAAGCGACCAGAGCGAGCUUGCCAACGACGCCUCCAGUGUCGCAGCUCGGCGUUCGAGCACCGCAGCAAGUGGUAGCGAAGAAAAUGUUACUCCAGAGCACUCUCCACGGCCUCUGGGCUUGCUCACCUCCCUAGCUCACCCCGGAGGAGGCCCAAUAGAGGAUCGAAGCAAGGGCGGGCUUUCUUCCAUUGAACAUGCUGGAAAAGAAAAGAACCUGGCGCCCACGAGUCGAGCAGCCUGGACAUCUCGGUCCGCGCCAGCUAUGUCGUCGUCACUGUCUUGCGCGCUUUCUUCCCAGAGUACACGAGACGGGAUGGGUGAGAGCGACGACACGCCACGACAAAGUGAGAGAGACGGGAGAGACACAGCUACCCGUGAAGGGUUUCGGAGUUUCCUCUACGCUCUGUUGAGACGGAAAGUGCUGCUUUCCCGGGGGGACCUGGGGGAGGAACCGAGCGGAGAAAGGGACUCCCCGGAUUUUUCCCCCUCAGCGCGGGCAAACUGCAAGCGGUUGCCUUGCUUGUCGCGCGGACCUGGCACUGAGGCGCGAGAAGAGUCCACUUCGCCAGAAAAAAAACUCAUCGCAAAACUCGCCUUCCACGAGGUCGUCCCGGAUGGCCGCGUACGGCCUUCGACAGCGGCAAAGGCGUUUUUGCACCUCCUCUCUCUCCACUGUCGCGGAGAAAUUCUCCUCACACAAGCGCAGUCGGUUCCGCACACACGAACUCACCACGAAACUUUGUUUAUUUGCGGCACGAAAGAAAUCCUGUUUGAGGAUCAGAGUGCCGACCACAGUUCUGCCGGCAGCCCGCCUGCUGAAAAGAGCCCUGAAGGCUGUGCAACAGAAAAACAACAAGCUCACAGAAACGCAGACGGCGCACAGUGGGUUGUGGGUGCGUGAGAGGCUACUCUCAUUGGAAGCCGGAGCGGUCCAAGACAAACUUCAGAGAGAAACUGGAAUGUCACACAUAAUACAUAGUAGAUCAUCUGUACGGAGGGGUGUGUGUUGAGAACGAGGUGAAGAAAAAAGGAACGCCACGAGAGGAACAGACACACAGAGACAGAUCGGGACAAAGGCAACUGAAAACAGGGAAGUACACAAGUUGGCGAGAACGAGAAGGGAGGUUGGAGAAAGCAAGAGCAGAAUUUCAUGGGUUUCGUUGUUUGCGUGUACGUGAGGCAGUUCUCUGGAAAGGGAAACGAAGUCUUUUUGCCGAAAUACAAAACCAACUUUUGUUGAAAAGAGUGGAAGCAGUCGUUCGGAGAAGUCCCGUCAAAGCAGCACAAGACAUCCGAGUUUUUCGUUCGUGAAACCCCGAUGGGUGUUUGACAUCCUGCAGCUGCGGAUCUUCUUUAAGCGAAACAUCCAGACUCCUGUGCCCCGACUGACCGAGGAAUUUAAGACGAGG